Molecule: messenger RNA, 617 nt
Organism: Phodopus roborovskii (desert hamster)
Lineage: Eukaryota; Metazoa; Chordata; Mammalia; Rodentia; Cricetidae
Gene: Guca1b
Product: guanylate cyclase activator 1B
Exons: 4
Coding region: 1-606 (201 amino acids)
Biological process (GO): visual perception
Cellular component (GO): photoreceptor inner segment; cone photoreceptor outer segment
Molecular function (GO): calcium sensitive guanylate cyclase activator activity; calcium ion binding
Source: RefSeq, a predicted model, not a curated record
AUGGGGCAGCAGUUCAGCUGGGAGGAGGCGGAGGCUGCCGGGGAGAUGGACGUGGCGGAACUGCAGGAAUGGUACAAGAAGUUUGUGGUGGAGUGUCCCAGUGGGACGCUCUUCAUGCACGAGUUCAAGCGCUUCUUCAAGGUCACCGGCAAUGAGGAGGCCACCCAGUACGUGGAGGGCAUGUUCCGUGCCUUCGACAAGAAUGGGGACAACACCAUUGACUUCCUGGAGUACGUGGCGGCACUGAAUCUAGUGCUGAGGGGCACCCUGGAGCACAAGCUUAAGUGGACCUUCAAGAUCUAUGACAAGGACCGCAAUGGCUGCAUCGACCGCCUGGAGCUGCUGGACAUUGUGGAGGCGAUUUACAAGCUGAAGAAAGCCUGCCGAGCGGAGCUGGACCUGGAGCAGCAGGGCCAGCUGCUCACCCCUGAGGAGGUGGUGGACAGGAUCUUCCUCCUGGUGGAUGAGAAUGGAGACGGCCAGCUGUCUCUGACCGAGUUUGUUGAAGGAGCCCGUCGAGACAAGUGGGUAAUGAAGAUGCUACAGAUGGAUGUCAGCCCUGGCGGCUGGAUCACCCAGCAAAGGCGGAGAAGUGCCAUGUUUUGAGCCCGGGGACC